This is a messenger RNA of Sporothrix brasiliensis 5110, 1059 nucleotides long. RefSeq lists its product as uncharacterized. The transcript has a single exon. The record is from RefSeq and is a predicted model, not a curated record. NCBI's taxonomy places the organism in Eukaryota, Fungi, Ascomycota, Sordariomycetes, Ophiostomatales, Ophiostomataceae. The coding region runs from base 1 to 1059 and encodes 352 amino acids.
AUGCAGAGCGUGGCGGUUCUACAGCACUUGCGGCAGCUCCACUUGCAAAGCGAACAGAUGAAUGAAGAGCAAGCUGCCGCCCAGCAGAGAGCAACACAGGACCAGGCAGGCCAGCUGGACCCAGCAGUCGGGGUUGGCCAAGAACAACAACAACAGCAGCAGCAGCAGCAGCAGCAGCAGCAACAACAACAACAGAUGCCGAAUCUGGAUGCAAACCACCACCAGGGACUGGGCCUACAACCAAACAACCCUGGAGCUGGUUUCCUGGCAGCCAUGUGGCCCCAUGUUUGGCUGGUUACUCGCCUGGUGUUGUUUGUAUGGUGGUUCACAAACCCCGAUGCCAGCUGGACCCGCUGGAUCAUGGUGAUCCUUAUUGCAACGGCCGUCUUCAUCUACAACACGGGUGUGCUUGACGGCCUUACUGACCAGAUCUGGACGCCCAUCCGUGCCCACCUCGACGGUCUUGUCAACCCUCAAAACGCAAAUGGCCAGGCUGGUGCACAGAAUGAGGCCGACGCUCAAAAUGCCGCGGUCCCUGCUGGCGAGGCGAAUACUGCUGUCAACGGUGCUGGCGAGGUUCCGCCCGCACCUCCCCCCGUUGGCCGUGCCGGUGGACGCGAACCCGACCCUGCCGAGGUGGCGGCGCGGCUGGUAGCACAGCGCCAGAUUAACAACGGCCACCGUCUGCGGGAUUUUGCACAGCGGCUGGAGCGCAUUGGAAUAAUGUUCCUUGCCAGCCUGGCUCCUGGCAUCGCCGAGCGGCACGUGGCUCUUGCGGAGGAGCGUGAGAGAGAGGAGCGACGCCGUGCCCAAGAAGAAGCGGAGGCAGCGAUUGCAGCGGCAGCAGAAGCACAAGCUCAAGCAGAAGCCGCCGCGGCGGCGGCGGCUACAGCAGCAGAAGAGGGAGUGAAGAACACCAGCGACGAGAAUGCAGAGACUGGCCAAGGUGCCCAGGAGGUGGAGCCCAGCUUGGAGGACGAAACUGCAGCCGUCGAUGCGCAGUGGCAGAUAGAGCAGCAGCAGCAGGUUGAGCGGGAUGCGGUGGCCGGUGUGCAAUAG